Messenger RNA from Sclerotinia borealis F-4128, 2091 nucleotides. NCBI's taxonomy places the organism in Eukaryota, Fungi, Ascomycota, Leotiomycetes, Helotiales, Sclerotiniaceae. The record is from the annotation of a GenBank genome assembly.
AUGGCCGCACAAGGCGGUAUCUCUGACCCCGGUCUCAUAACACUGGUGAACAAGCUUCAAGAUGUAUUCACAACUGUCGGUGUACAAAACCCAAUAGAUCUUCCUCAAAUAGUAGUGGUGGGGAGUCAGUCGAGUGGAAAGAGUUCGGUUCUGGAAAACAUAGUUGGGAGAGACUUUUUACCUCGAGGAACUGGUAUUGUUACCAGACGACCGCUCGUGCUACAACUUAUUAACCGUCCGCCUGCCGCCAAAACAAAUGGGGUACAGGAUACUGAGGAACUGAUCGCUGGAAGUGAUAAAGAAGCCAAUGCCGAUGAAUGGGGCGAGUUUCUUCAUAUUCCCGGGCAAAAGUUUUAUGACUUUAAUAAGAUUAGAGAUGAGAUUACAAAGGAAACAGAGGCGAAGACUGGUCGAAAUGCGGGAAUCUCUCCGGCUCCCAUCAACCUCCGCAUAUACUCCCCAAAUGUUCUUACUCUUACCCUUGUCGAUUUGCCCGGGUUGACUAAGGUUCCAGUUGGAGAUCAACCCAGGGACAUUGAGAGACAGAUUAAGGAGAUGGUCCUCAAACAAAUUAGCAAACCAAAUGCUAUUAUUCUUGCUGUUACAGGUGCCAAUACCGAUUUGGCUAACUCCGAUGGACUGAAGCUUGCGCGAGAGGUCGACCCAGAAGGUCAAAGAACAAUUGGUGUUUUGACUAAGGUCGAUUUGAUGGACGACGGAACCGAUGUGGUGGAUAUUUUGGCUGGACGAAUCAUUCCCCUGAGAUUAGGUUACGUGCCAGUCGUCAACAGAGGUCAAAGGGAUAUCGAUAAUAAGAAGGCGAUUACUGCGGCGCUGGAAAACGAGAAAAACUUCUUCGAGAAUCACCGAGCAUAUAAGAACAAGAGCUCAUAUUGCGGAACUCCUUAUUUGGCCAGAAAACUGAACCUUAUCUUGAUGAUGCACAUCAAGCAAACUCUCCCAGAUAUCAAGGCUCGUAUACAGGCUUCAUUACAAAAGUACACUGCCGAGUUGACAGGUCUUGGAGAUUCGAUGCUUGGAAAUAGCGCGAAUAUUGUGCUCAAUAUCAUUACAGAAUUCACAAAUGAAUGGCGGACGGUCCUAGAGGGUAACAACCAGGAGCUUUCCAGUAUCGAACUUUCAGGAGGUGCUAGAAUCAGUUUCGUCUUCCACGAACUUUAUUCCAAUGGUGUUAAGGCUGUGGAUCCAUUUGAUCAAGUUAAGGAUAUUGACAUCAGAACUAUUCUCUACAACUCUUCGGGUUCUUCGCCUGCACUGUUUGUUGGUACCACUGCUUUCGAGCUAAUUGUUAAGCAACAAAUUAAGCGCCUGGAAGAGCCAAGUUUGAAAUGUGCUUCUUUGGUCUACGACGAACUGGUCAGAAUUCUUACUCAACUUCUUGCCAAGCCAUUGUUUCGCAGAUAUCCUUCACUGAAGGAGAAGUUUCAUGCCGUCGUCAUUGCAUUCUUUAAGAAAGCCAUGGACCCUGCCAAUAAGCUUGUAAGAGAUUUGGUAGCUAUGGAAUCGUGCUAUAUCAAUACUGGUCACCCUGAUUUCCUCAAUGGUCACAGAGCCAUGGCUAUCGUCAGUGAAAGGCAUAAUGCAGCGAAGCCUAUCCAAGUUGACCCCAAGUCUGGAAAGCCAAUCCCAUCAACACCUGCACGUACCGCAAGCCCAACACUUGAUGGAAUGGGUGAUGGUCCUAAUGGAGGUUUCUUCGGAAGUUUCUUUGCAUCCAAGAACAAGAAGAAGAUGGCUGCCAUGGAAGCUCCACCGGCGAUUCUCAAGGCUUCUGGAACUUUGUCAGAGAGAGAAGGAACAGAAGUUGAGAUUAUUAAGCUUCUCAUUAACUCGUAUUACAAUAUUGUAAAGCGAACCAUGAUCGAUAUGGUACCAAAAGCCAUCAUGCUCAACCUUGUCCAAUACACCAAAGAUGAAAUGCAACGAGAGCUUCUAGAGAAUAUGUAUAGAACCGAUACUCUCGAUGAUUUGCUGAAAGAAAGCGACUACACUGUUCGAAGAAGAAAAGAAUGUCAACAAAUGGUUGAAUCACUUUCGAAAGCGAGCGAGAUUGUUAGUCAAGUGCAAUAA